Messenger RNA from Lolium rigidum, 1584 nucleotides. RefSeq lists its product as uncharacterized. The transcript has 8 exons. The coding region runs from base 1 to 1584 and encodes 527 amino acids. The record is from RefSeq and is a predicted model, not a curated record. Lineage: Eukaryota; Viridiplantae; Streptophyta; Magnoliopsida; Poales; Poaceae. Gene Ontology annotation, biological process: recombinational repair.
AUGGCGGCGGCCGAGGCAACGUCAUCAAUCCCACCCCCGGAGCAAGAGCCGGCACCAGCAGACUCAUCUGUGACAGCGUCUGCUAGUACACCUGCGUCGGCCUCUGCCUCGGCAUCAGCGGCAUCGGCCUCUGCCUCAGCGUCGGCGACAAAGCAGGCACACCGGGUAGAUCACGACGAGGUCAUCGUGAUCGACGGACCUACGUCGACUCAGGAUGCCCCCGCAGCCGCCUCCGUAAAAGAGGCCGCCGCGUGGGCGGACGCGCUGGACGUCGACGACUCCGACCUCCACCACAACCUCCCUUCCUCCUCCGUCCCGCUCCGCCCCUCCACCACCUCUCACCACCGCCCUCCCCACCGGCGCAUCCCCGGGCCCGCCUCCGCCGUCCAGGACGCGAUGCGCCUCCGCUCCCCCUUUUCUUCCGUCCCCGCGGUUCGCGCAGACGGCCAGGCCGCGGACACCGACUUCCAGCUCGACUCGUGGCUCCGGGCGCUACAGGACCUCGGUGAUGCCCGCGGGUGGCAGCAGCCAGGCAUCGGGAAGAUCCGAGUCGACCGGGCGUUAGAUCGAGCGUGUCGGGUCGUGGGGAUGGUGACAAUGUGCACACCAAAUGGAUUCGGCGAUCUCAUGCUGAAUAUGAAGGACCCAUCUGGUACUAUUGAUGCAUCAGUUCACAAGAAAGUUCUCUCAAAUGAAAACAUUUCCAAGGGUUUAUCAGUUGGGUCUGUCAUUAUUCUCAAACAGGUCGCUGUUCUUCGCCCAUCUAACACAGUGUGCUAUCUGAAUGUUACCCAGAAAAAUAUUGAAAAGGUACUGAAAAAGGACAGUGUCACCCCAUGUAAGCAAGUAGUUCCAUCAAGUAAUUCUGAAAGGCAAAGCCAACAGCCUGGCCAAGGAGAUAGCAUGGAAAGGGAAGCUGGAGCUGAAACAUCUGAUGGAAUGACAUCGAUCCUCAGUAAGAUCUCGAGGACCAAGGAGAGUCCGAUGGCUGAGUUACUUUCUGAUAAUGGUGUUAACAGUAGUAUUUUGAGAAGGAACAAAGAUACUCAUGGUGUACAAAAUCACCAUGAGAAACUGUUCGAGCAAAUGGAUUUAAGUUCUCAAAUACAGAAUUCACCAGGCUCCAGUUCCAGUCAGCGGCUGCAGAAGAUUAUUCACAGCAUGAAUCCAGCUAAUUUCCAGGUUAAACAAGGAGGAAGCGCACCCAGAUGUGGAAUAAGCAGUGAAGCUCAAAGGUCAACUGACGACGUAAUGAGGAAACUCAUAGGUGUUGAUACAAUGAAGCCCGUUAGCAAGGAUAUAACUGUUGCCGAGGGAUCUCGUCAUAAUUGUGGAACACCUGAUGAAAGCAUGGAUGUCGAUGCUAGGUGUAGGUCAGAAAAGCCUCAGGAGAUUGGACUUCAAAAGAUGGUAGAAGGCCACUCCCUCGGGCAUGUAUCAAACAGCAACAGGGAUGAGCGCCAGCAGCAAAACCCAAGUGCAAAUACAAGAUGUUCACAAUCUAUUUUAGGUGAAAGCUCAGUCAUGGGUCCAAGCACAGAUUCUACCCAAGCUUCUUGUACUGGAAACCUGAGGCGACUCUGA